AUCAGUAACCUAGAGGAGCCGCUAGGGGGAGCACGUGUUCAGGUGUCCCCGUGACGAACUUUAUCAAUAAACAUUCAAACGUUAAUUAUUAUAACGAUAGGUUAAGAGACUGCAGUGCAGCCAUACCAAAUUCUUGUGUUAUCUCCAAAAACCGUGUUUGUAUUCAAAAGUGCGUGAACAGAAUAAUUUUCUCGAGGAUUUCAUUUAUAAAAUAUCUUAUCGGAGGAAUCAUGCCAUCAUCAUUAUCGAUUUGGAGAUCAUCGCACGACGUCAUUUAAGCUCGAGACACCUUACUCUUAGCACACAAGGGAAGAUACAAGUGCCUAGUGCGGUCGUCAAUUUAAACAAGAAAGGAUCACCAAACGUUCCUACCGUCCCCAAAAUUGUUCCUAAAUAAUCUUAUUUCUAAUUCAAAAAUUAAAAUACGAAAAUCUUCUAAUUCCAAAAUUCAAAAAAGUUUAAAGUUAGCCGAGCCCGCUUUCGGGUUCUUGCUGUGGUUUAGUGAAGUGUGGACUUUUUAGUGAAAUAAACUUUUUUUUUAAUUAACACAAUGGCCAGCACCGGCAGUGAGAUCUGGCUGCAGUGGUUCGCCUGCUGCUACCAGCCAGCGGCACAGGCGCAGCGCACGCGCCGAAGGAUAGACAGAUCCAUGAUCGGUGCACCAACGAAUUUUCAACAUACAGGACACAUAGGCUCGACUGAUGUGGACAUGCCCUCGUCGUUGCUGCACUCCAUACAGAACCAAAUGCAGAGUAAAGGUGGCUACGAGAUGGCUUACGGAGUUAAGGUCUACUGAUCGAUAGAGGUGCACAUAAGGACGCUAGUGACAAAACAGAGUGAAAUAAAUAUAUUACCCUUCUGUGUCGUUACUUUCUAAAUGUAUUUAUUGUCAAGCCUUAGUUAGAAUUUACUAGGAUAAGAAAUUUGAUUGUACAUACAUUCACUACAAUUCGAAUACAUGAGGGUGUUUAGGAAAAUGCACGUCACUAUUUAGUUGGCGCCACUGUGACAUAGAUAAUAAAAACUGCGACAGUGACGCGAGGUCUUUUGUAUAAAGUUUUUGUCGCGAACUAAUCGAACAAGCAUUUUAAUCGAUUCAUAGACUGUGACGACAUAUGCGAUAUGACGGAUGAGUAGCAUAGAGGUAUAAGAAUAGAGUGGGGCAGGCGGCUCUAAAAGUGUCCGUCUAGUAAAAAGAGAAAGAAGAUGAGAGACCGCUAGCUA
Messenger RNA from Chilo suppressalis (striped riceborer), 1224 nucleotides. NCBI's taxonomy places the organism in Eukaryota, Metazoa, Arthropoda, Insecta, Lepidoptera, Crambidae. The record is from the annotation of a GenBank genome assembly.